This is a messenger RNA of Neolamprologus brichardi, 4866 nucleotides long. The record is from RefSeq and is a predicted model, not a curated record. NCBI's taxonomy places the organism in Eukaryota, Metazoa, Chordata, Actinopteri, Cichliformes, Cichlidae.
UUUGCGGCUGAACUCGCCGGUAGCUUAGCGGGACACCGUGUUUUCAUCUCUGGGAUUAAAACCUGAAGUGUCGCUCGUGCGGCGGUGGAAAGCGCUGAUGUGGAGAUGCUGAUCCGGGCCCGUGAGCGCGCGCAGGCGAACUGACUCGCUCUAGUUCCGUUUGGACACAUUUCUCGAGCGCGUCCUCUCCUGGCAUCCACCUGCCUGCCCAUGGAGGGACGUCGCGAUGCUGUGCACAAGGAGAACUAAAACUUUGGUGUCGACAUGCGUAAUCCUGAGCGGUAUGACCAACAUCGUGUGCCUGCUGUACGUCGGCUGGAUCACCAACUACGUGGCCAACAGCGGUCCUAAAGUUGCGGAGAGCGGCGGCGGCGGCGAGGCGGAGAGAAAGUUGGAGGAGGACAGCAAAGGUGAAACCUUGAGGAUUAUCGAGAGGCUGGACCGGCUGGAGAGCGUCGUCAACGAGCACAUUAAAGAAACUCCUCUGAAGGAUGGGGAAGAUGCGGCAUCCUCGUCAGACGCAGCGUCAGACCCCGCCUCCUCACUCUUCAACCACUGGGGUCACGACCUUGGCCCGGAAAGCCGAAGGGUUGCCCUCAAGAAGUUCAAGUACUAUGGCUACAACGGUUACCUUAGCGACCGCAUCUCCCUCACCCGCCCGAUUCCAGAUUUACGGCCUGAUGGAUGCAGAAACAUGUCCUACUCAUCAGACCUUCCCCAGCUCAGUGUCAUCUUCAUCUUUGUCAACGAGGCCUUGUCGGUGUUGCUGCGCUCCAUCCACACGGCCAUCCAGAGGACUCCUUCCCACCUGCUCAAAGAGAUCAUACUGGUGGACGACCACAGCAACAGCUUGGAGCUAAAGGAGCAUCUGCAGAACUUUGUGGACGAGACCAAUGCUCAGCACGGCCCGGGGUUCAUCAAGGUGGUCCGCCAUGAUAAGCAGGAAGGACUGAUCAGGUCCAGAGUGAGCGGCUGGAGGGCAGCUUCUGCCCCUGUUGUCGCUUUGUUCGACGCACACGUGGAGUUCAACACUGGAUGGGCGGAGCCUAUUCUGCAGCGAAUAAAGGAGGACCGGACCCGGGUGGUCUCGCCUUCAUUUGACAACAUCAAGUAUGACACCUUCGAGAUCGAGGAAUACCCUCUGUCUGCUCAGGGCUUCGACUGGGAGCUGUGGUGCAGAUACCUCAACCCGCCAAAGUCCUGGUGGACGCAGCGCAACAACACGGCGCCUAUCAGGAGCCCUGCUCUGAUUGGCUGCUUUGUGGUCGACAGGAAAUACUUUGAAGAGAUUGGCCUGCUUGAUGAGGGCAUGGAAAUUUAUGGUGGAGAAAAUGUGGAGCUUGGAAUCAGGGUGUGGCAGUGCGGUGGCAGUGUAGAGGUCCUGCCCUGCUCUCGGAUCGCCCACAUCGAGCGUGCCCACAAACCCUACACGGAGAACCUGACGGCUCACGUCCGCCGCAACGCUCUGAGGGUGGCUGAGGUCUGGAUGGACCAGUACAAGAGUCACGUCUACAUGGCCUGGAACGUUCCACUGCAGAACUCGGGAAUAGACAUCGGGGACAUUUCUAAGAGGAAGGCCCUGCGGUCAAGACUCCGGUGUCGACCGUUCAGCUGGUUCCUCUCCAACAUCUACCCUGAGCUCCGAUCCUACAGCGACACAGUUGCUUAUGGCGUGGUGAGUUCCUGUGAUCGACCUGCAUUUCCGUCUUUGCCUAUGUUGACAUCCAGAAUUAAGGUGCCACCAAACCCUACAUCACAGCAGCUCUUCUUCUCUGAUCGCGCCCUGCCCUGUCUCCCAGACAUCUCCAUGCUUCCACAGAACGUGUACUACACCAGCUCCCAGCAGCUUCACCUGGGAGUGCUGAGUCCGACGAUCGACGAUGACGACAACAAGUGUCUGGUUGACGUGAACAGCAAACCCAGGCUUCUGGAGUGCAGCUACGGCACUACUAAGCACAUGAAGCUCACCUGGACGUUCACUCAGGGUGGUCCCAUCCAAAACAUUGAGUCGCAGCGCUGUCUGGAGCUGGUGGAGAGCCGGCAGUCAGAGUUCAGUUUCCAGCUGGCAAUUCAGGACUGCACGGAUCAGAAAUGGACCAUCACCAACAUACUGACUGUCCUGCCACAGUGAACGUAGUGACACCAGUCAGACAUCAGGAGACCUUUCACGUGAUGGACUGGUAUAACUGAGGAAGUCUGCCACUUCACACCCAAAAACCAAACUGACCCAAAGCCAGGAUGGACCAUCAUAGAGGUCUGGUGCACAUAAAAUGACAGUCCAGUUAGAGAUGGACUAACACGCUGACCUCAGCAUCAAACUAAGCUCUCAAAAAAUUAGUUUCAGUACUGGACUUAUUUUUAAGGAGAAUCUGCAAAGAAGCAGAUGUGCUUCAAUCAGACACGGACCAUUAGUAACCUAAUAACCAUUUUAUACCAAUGACCUGGGAGAAGAGACUCUCACAGAUGGAGCCGGAGCUCUUAAAACUCCCCACUCUGCGAUGGAAAUGAGAAAUACAGCCACUUGUUCCGGGAGACAGGCUCAUGAAAUCAUGUAAGCAGUCUGGUUAUUGCAGGAGCGGGCCUGUGAUGUAUUCUGGCUCCCAGUAGGUAGUUUAAGUUCAGGCCUGAGCUGCCACAGCCUCAUCACACAAUCUCAAAGCAAAUUGAGUGAGCGCGGUUCAAUAUGUUUGCGUGCAGACGGACAGAUGUGAGGCGAGCGUGUUGUUGUUGCAAAGCGGCCGGCGUGUUGCUCACGUUUGAUUUUUAGGGCAGGUUUUAAAUCGUUAGCAUCACCGCUCGACUGGAGCGGAGCGACCGAGCAGGUGCUGCAGAUUUCCUGAUGUCACUAAAAAGGAGCUGGUCUAAUGAAGAAUACCACAGAGUGAUUUAAACUGGCACUGUGAUAGAAACACCGUCACUCAGGGGUUUCAGAGUGUGGGAUUAAAUGGUUUACAGACAGAACCGCCAAUCACUCUGGCGUGUGCACACUUAUAAACAGAAAUCUGGAAACACCUGCCUACAGAUGUCGUGUUGGUUGCCCACAGGUGGCUGUGUAUUAGAUGCUUUGCUUUGACUUUAUAGAUACCUGCAUUAUCCCUCAGCAUAUGGAAAAAGUGGGAAUGAUGUGCACAUUUGCCCUUUCAGAACCAGACUUUUUGUUAAUAUGUUGGAGGUUUGUUAUAAAUCAGCCCUGCUCACGUUAGCCCAGCUCGGUGUCUGACUACAGUUUUCAUCCUCACAUUGUCUGGCUGCAUCUGUGCUGUCUGUAAAUUACUAACUGCUCCCAUCAACUUUUUCUCAUUGACCUUAUAAAGGAUGCCUCUCCAACGCGUUUGAAGAGAGUAAUCACACAAUGAAACCUUAGAGCAGCAGAAGACGUGGCCGCAGCACUCUCCUCGACCGCUCCGGCUUUUAAGAGUCGGGUCUUACAGCAGAGACGCAGUGAUGAGAGUGCUUAGUCAAUCAUGGUGACUGCUGGGGUCACUACAGGUCAAAGUCACACCUAAACUAAUUUGUUGAGGUGGCUAAAUAUUCAGAAGAAAUAAAAACCACAGAACGUGUAAUAAACCUGGUUUCAGGUCCGUAGUUUAUCAUAGCAUGUCGGCAAUACUCCUACACAGUCCUCAGAAGAUGUCCAAUCAAGACAAAUAAUUGAAAAUGCCUGCGUAGGUGUAGCAUAAAGGUGCAGAACCUCAGAUGUUUAUUAUCCUAUUUCAGACACUUCCUCCUUUUUCAAUUUUAAACUUUUCAACAAGAAACGCGGCGUUCUUUUCCCUGGAUUUAGAGGUCACUGCUGCCCGCUCGUUUUCUGCCACGUGAAUGAAAAUAUAACCUUGGAUGGUUGUUCAUCCAGAAUACACAGCAAAAAGUAUGAAAAGAUCACAGUAGAAUACAGAUAUUUGGAGUUUUAUGAAUUUACAAAUCCAGCUGUGGUUGUUUUCAUCCAGUCGUCACAGGUCUGAAUUUCAGGCUCAUUUCUUUGAGCUGUUCUUUUUUUCAGGGUGAAUCGCUGCAUUUCAAUGACUUAAAAGAUAAGAACUGGGUGCACAAGUUUAAACUUAUUUUGGAUUUUCUAUAAUCGACACAUGGUCAGAAGUCUACAUAAAGGCUAAGGCCCAUUAACUUGGUGAUUAUGAUUGAUUAAAACUGGUAGUUUCUUUGUAUCAUUACAAAGGACUGCACUCGCCCAUACGCAAUGGGACGGUCCAGGGAAGAAUUUGUGAAAAUGCAGAUUUACAUAACUUGGGAGAGUCUCUUGGAGCCAUUUCUAAACAUCUGUAGAUUCCAAGAUCAUCAGUUCAAACAAUUGUAUAAAUUAUCCAGAUGUGUCACCACUUUGCAGACGUCUGAAAGAAGACCCAAACUGUCGCUCUCAUGUCAGACUCAGCUGGUUAGGAAUCCAAAAUAAAUUCAAACUUGUGCACCCAUUUCAUGCUUUGCAUCAAAGAAGAUUACCAUACAGCCACCCCACUGUAAAAAAAACAUCCCACCCCAAAUUAGCCUGACAUCCAUGGCUGUGAUGAGUGGAUGCAAACUUCUCGCCACAGCUCUGUUUUUCUCAAUUUUGAAUGCUGUUGGCCGAGGCUGGGAAAUAUGGACCAGACUGAUGCUUGUAGGCUGGAUAUACAGUAAAAUAUCAUAGGUUACACUUAAACAGCUGUUUUUUAGUCAAGAGCGACUGCUGUGGAUAAUCAGACACCUUUAUUGUUUGCUGUCAAAGUUUCACGUAGCCUAAAAACUCAAAGCUGGUUUACAGAAGGUUUGUCCUGAACAUUGAAGCAACUAAUAUCAGAAGACCGAGAGCCAUUUACAAGGGGUGCAACGAUACACAAAAUUCACGGUUCGGUUCGAUACUUUGGUGUCACG